Mytilinidion resinicola is the source of this 1292-nucleotide messenger RNA. RefSeq lists its product as uncharacterized. The transcript is spliced from 2 exons. Lineage: Eukaryota; Fungi; Ascomycota; Dothideomycetes; Mytilinidiales; Mytilinidiaceae. The record is from RefSeq and is a predicted model, not a curated record. Bases 250 to 1011 code for a protein of 253 amino acids.
AUUGGAGCUGCCGGCACGGUCAGAACUACACGCAUAAAACAAGAGGAGCUUGGAGAGGAGGAACACGACGUGGAGGUCCUCACAGCCGAUCAAAAGGCCUCUAAUAAGGCCUUAAAAAGGAGGACCAAGGCCAAAAGGACGGUGCCGGCUAAGCGCUUCUCAGCAUCACUUACAGACCUUAAAUUAAGCCACAAUAAGCAAAUUCCGUGGGGCCAGCUAUACGGAGAGUUAUCUAGGAGUUAUAAGGUAAUGGAGUUUGCCUGGAAGGACGCCACGGUGGUUCUAUUCCUGUCUACAAUUCAUAAUGGUCAAAACUACAUCGCAAAGCUACGAAAACAACCCUCUACAAUGUCCACAGGCUACAGGCAAACAGCGAAGGUGUUCGGCGAUGAGGCUAGGAAGGAAUUAGAUAUACCAGACUUCAUAGAGGAGUACAAUCUCUUCAUGUGCGGCGUCGACGUGGCCGACCAAUUAAGGUCCUACUACAACACCGAGAGGACUUAUAGGAAGACGUGGAAGCCUCUAUUCUCUUUCCUAUUAGAUAUAGUAGUUGGCAAUUGUUACCAGCUGUCCACCUACAGGAUAGUGGGUGAGCGAACUCUACGCCAACAUUCGCAUGCCCAAUUCCGCCGCAACCUACGCGAUGCCCUCCUCUAUAACUCUAUUUGUGCUCGCAAGCAAUAUACAGUAGAAGGAGUGAAAGGAAUAAUGGACAUAGUAUGGCAGCCGGUUAAGGAGCAUAAGCUAGCUAAGGUGUUUAAAAAACAACACUUCUGUGCUGCCUGCAAGGAGGCAAGGCGUACUACUACAACACCACACUAUGGGGCUCGGAAGCCACUUGCGAAUCUAUCUAUUAACACUACAAGAAAGGAAAGAGGCGAUAGUCAUGGCUGGAAGCGUCGUAUAAGGACGCCUCGGACGAAUUAUGGUUGUACAGUUUAUAUAAUUGCAUUCUGUACAGGUUUACAGUGUUGGAGUGAACAUCUAGCAAAGCUCAACUCCAUAGAAUAGGCCUGUAUAGCUAUCUACAAGCAAUUCGAAUAGCCUCAGGUUAUUGUAAUUCUCAUCACGGAGGAAGGAAUUAGAGCCUCUUAUUGGCCGCAGCCUUAUCGAUAACGUAGGACCCAUUUCAACGGGUUAAGGGAUACAGUACCAAAAAGUGCUGAGGAGGCUUUUCCUUUUUAGCGUGCGUUCAACGUUCAACAUAUCGAGGAACCAACUUCUUAGGGGGGAUCGGCUCGUUCAGGCGUUGCGCAUCACUAUAAUUCUGGUUAGCUACGUAGCAUCAUACA